Messenger RNA from Gilbertella persicaria, 511 nucleotides. RefSeq lists its product as uncharacterized. The record is from RefSeq and is a predicted model, not a curated record. Lineage: Eukaryota; Fungi; Mucoromycota; Mucoromycetes; Mucorales; Choanephoraceae. Bases 195 to 413 code for a protein of 72 amino acids. The transcript has a single exon.
CUUCCUUUAGUUUAUUCUUCAUCUUAUAAAUAUAUAAAAAAAGCAUACGCAAAGUAUAUCUACAAAGUUUCAUCUAUUAAUUUAGAUAUAAGCUUAAAUCUCUCGGUACCAUUUGGCCCAUAGCAAGCAACUUCAUCAUAUAUACUAUCUGAUACGAAAGUAAUGCAAAAAACCACUUGUUUGUGCACCUCUCAAUGCAAUCAGGACAACAAUUACUAAUCCACUCAAUUCCGAAUUUAAGCAUCUUAUUAAAAAGUCUAUCCCUUGUCUCUUUUUCCAUGUUCUUUUUCAAGGUAAGUUUAUAUUGUUUAAAAGGAUUAUAUUCUUAUCUUGGUUGUUCUAUAGAUACGGAAGAAUGGUGUCUAUUUAGUGCUUUGCUUCUUUGGGGCUGUUUAGAUAUGAGGUUGCGUUGAAACUUGUGUAAUCAAAGGCUAGGUAUAACAGCUGAUUGAUUGCAAGACUGUCUCUCUCUCUCUCUGGUUGUGCUGAUUUGGUUGGUGACCAAGGCUUG